AUGAGCAGCACAGUCUCGACAUUCAAGAGAAAGAGAGAGGCACUCGAUCAAGGUCAGAAAGCCUGCAACGAUUUCAUUGCCAAUCUUGUGGAUGCUACCAGUCAAAAGACAACCGAGGAUGUGAUCCCUGUCAGAUCUGAUGAAUUGUUCAACAUGACGAAUGGGCUUACAAAGUGGAAGCCAGGCGAAGAUUACAACCUCUGGGGCAAAGAUCUCACGGAAACCAUCAAAGCGAUGAGAAUGUAUCGUGUCGCUGAGAACGUGUCUUUCUUCCGGAUCGCUUAUGCUAUCCACAGGCUCGAGGCCGGAUUCAACAUCUGCUGCGCUUAUCAAGGAUGCAAAGGUAAUGCUCUGAUUAUAACGCCCGAGUUCCAGCCAGUCAACGUCUUCACUCGUAGUGGAUACCCUCGUGACCAAGCCGAACAUGCCGUGUUUCUGGCAUCCAACUGUUGCCAUGAGUUUACCGCUUUCCAAUGGAGACGAUCCCGCGUCGAGGAAGGAGACUUGACACCACUUUACCUACUCCAGCAAGCCCACUCCAACCCCAUUCUUAACCAGUUCACUCAACUCAAGGCUGGUAUCACCACCCGAGACCUCGAUCUGGAGUAUGAUGCCAUGCUAGAACUGGAGAAACAGCGCCAAGCUGUUGAUGCUGAACAGAAAAAGUUCCUCGAGGAAUCCCGAAAACUUAGAUAUAAGGAGACAGCACUCAUUGACGUCGCGUAUGAAAUUCGUGCACAGUUCGCUGCUCAAGCUCAGGCUCAGGCUGAGGUAUCGAGCCAAGCCACAGACUCCCCUUCUUACAACCACUCUGGUCGAUCUUCUGGCCCUCAUGGUGGACCUCCUGCUGACCUUCCUGCUGGCUCGCCUAUGGACUGGGAUCAACCUUCACCAAAACGUUACAAGUCUGAAGGCUACAAUCCUGAACACUACAGUCCUAAACGAUCCAACCCUGAACGCAACAAUCCUUAUCCCAGCCCGCCUCCAGAGGCUCACGGAGCAGGAAAGGGUCCUCGGAACAAUCAACACACCCACAAGAGUUAUGGAAAGGGCCAUGGCUUCACCGGCGGUAGAAGUGGAGGUCCAGGUGGCAAAGGUAAAGGUGGUGGUCGUGGGGGUGGGAAGCCACCAGCCGGCGGCCGAUCUGGCGGUCCAUCUCAUGGCCCUACUGGAGGUGCAUCCGGCGGCUCAACUGGUAGAGGCGGUUUCGACGACGAAGUCAACUAG
Aureobasidium vineae is the source of this 1227-nucleotide messenger RNA. Lineage: Eukaryota; Fungi; Ascomycota; Dothideomycetes; Dothideales; Saccotheciaceae. The record is from the annotation of a GenBank genome assembly.